Messenger RNA from Suillus fuscotomentosus, 1641 nucleotides. RefSeq lists its product as uncharacterized. Bases 1 to 1641 code for a protein of 546 amino acids. The record is from RefSeq and is a predicted model, not a curated record. The transcript has 14 exons. Lineage: Eukaryota; Fungi; Basidiomycota; Agaricomycetes; Boletales; Suillaceae.
AUGUGUCUUUCAGCAGAAUUAUUUGAUCACUCAACUGCUCGGGCGAGCAUUUUUCCACUUUCGAACAUACUAGGCAGUGAAUUCCUGGAUGCCUACAUAGGACUCAUAGCAAAUCAGAAGCUCCAGACUGAACUAUACGUUCUUUCGUUCUUGCUCAAAGAACGAGUUUAUCCUGGCGAUCUUUGGGAAAUAAUUGGGGAGCGCAGCAUAGAGGCGAAACAAGAGGAAAUGUUGCGAAGGUAUCAGAGCGUAUGUACUAACGAGGAUAGCGGAAAACAUACAGCCGUAGAACGAAUUCUUUUAGAAGAGAGGAGGAAACGAUGCCAGAUGGAAGUGUCUUUGUACACCCAGGCUAUCGAAGUCUUAGAGCAACACUGGUUGUCACGCCUGGGAGCUCGAUCCAAGCAUGCCAUCAGGCCUCCCUCGAGGCAGACGGUUGCUCCUACAGACUAUGCACCUCUACCUUGCACGCCAUUGGCCUGCUCAAUAGCAGCACGAGGGAGGUGUGAAAUUUGGCUGAUGAAGAACGAUGCCCGCCUCAUCCCAACUGCAACUUCUUUGAUGGAGGCAUUAUCACCUCUACACCACUCUAUCUCUUCAUGUAUUGGCCCCUCAUUGCCCCUGUCGAGUACAUGGGUCACCGCUGACGUCCAAGAAGCCUUUUACCAGUCAUUCAAGCAGGAACUGACUAUGCAGGCGGAGCUGAUGGUGACAUCCCUGGCUACCAGACGUAGCAAUGCCUAUCUGCGCAACCUUGGGCUAGAUUUGCUCAUCUUGCAGGCCAAGAGACGCCGCGCCCACGCCGAGAUAGCGUUAUAUACGAUGGCCAUUGAUAAUUUGCAUGGGUACAACCUCUCUAAUACCAGUUCAUCAACAUCUUCAAAUCCAAACAUUCUGCGACCUCUGUGUAAGGAAACGCACUACUACAACGAGGACAUCGAAGACGGCACAGAGGAAAGCUGUGGAGACUAUGAAGAUUACGAAGAUUACGAAGACUGCGAAGACCUCGACAUUAAGAGUAUAUGUUGGAGAAUGUGCUUGUGUUCCUUGGAGGCAGAUGAGGUAGCGGGUGACCAUUCUAGUAGAAAGCUACCAGCUGCAGUAUAUGAUCAAGAAUUCAUUCGCGUGCUAGUUGGAUGCAUAAUUCCGGAGGAACACAUAGAUUUCCUUGCAAAGCUCCCCGAUUAUAGACACAUCGUAUGGCCUUCUGCUCUUCAGCUGAACGAUCUCAAAAUAGCACCUGCGACUUUGGGCUCCUGUCCAUACCUGUUCGCCACCUGUCAAAACCGCUACCUGGGCCAUCGACUGACUUUUGUCGGGCAAUUCAUCUUCAACGCAUUGGCCUACUGCUUCUGGUACCAGUGUCCUUUUGCACAUUGCGUGUGCCUCGCGUUUGAACCGACCGCCACUAUUGACUUGAAUGAAGGCCUAAAGGCCAAAUACAUGAAGACUAGAAUGCUACAACAGCCGCAGUCCAUCCCAAGAUCGUUUCGACCGGUCUCAUUCUAUGGAACCACACUUCUGGGGUUCCGGUUCCCGGUGGAAGUCGUCUUGAAAAGAUUGAGGAUUCUCUAUGGGAAAAACUUCGCAGAGAUACAUGGCAAACCGAAUGUUCGAGCCGCAUCAGACUCCCGGAAUUGA